This is a messenger RNA of Mesoplodon densirostris (Blainville's beaked whale), 933 nucleotides long. It is a transcript of the gene HSD17B3, whose product is annotated as hydroxysteroid 17-beta dehydrogenase 3. Gene Ontology annotation, cellular component: endoplasmic reticulum. Gene Ontology annotation, molecular function: oxidoreductase activity. Bases 1 to 933 code for a protein of 310 amino acids. Lineage: Eukaryota; Metazoa; Chordata; Mammalia; Artiodactyla; Ziphiidae. The transcript has 11 exons. The record is from RefSeq and is a predicted model, not a curated record.
AUGGGGGAGUUUCUGGAACAGUUCUUCAUUUUUGUAGGGCUGCUGGUGUGCCUGGUCCACCUGGUGAAAUGUGUGAGAUUCUCCAAAUGUAUUUGCCUGCACUUCUGGAAAGUUUCGCCAAGAUCUUUCUUGAGGUCAAUGGGACAGUGGGCAGUGAUCACUGGAGCAGGAGAUGGGAUUGGGAAAGCUUAUUCAUUCGAGUUAGCAAGACAGGGACUCAAUGUCGUGCUUAUCAGCCGGACACCGGAAAAACUACAGGCCAUUGCUGCGGAGAUUGAGUGGACGAUAGGAAGUAGUGUGAAGAUUAUACAAGCAGAUUUUACCAAAGAUGACAUCUAUGAGUAUAUUAAAGAAAAACUUGAAGACUUAGAAAUUGGAAUUUUAGUCAACAAUGUCGGCAUGCUUCCAAACCUUCUCCCGCGUCAUUUCCUUAACAUGCCGGAUGACAUCCAGAGCCUCAUCCACUGUAACAUCACCUCGGUAGUGAAGAUGACGCAGCUGAUUCUGAAACACAUGGAAUCAAGGCGGAAAGGUCUCAUCUUGAACAUAUCUUCCGGGGCGGCCCUCUUUCCCUGGCCUCUGUACUCCACAUAUUCGGCUUCCAAGGCUUUUGUGUGCACAUUUUCCAAGGCACUGCAAGCAGAAUAUAAAGAGAAAGGAAUCAUUAUCCAGGUGCUCACCCCAUAUGCUGUUUCAACCCCGAUGACGAAGUAUCUAAAUACCAACAUGAUAACCAAGACUGCUGAUGAGUUUGUUAAAGAAUCACUGAAUUAUGUCACGAUUGGAGACGAAACCUGUGGCUGCCUCGCCCAUGAAAUCUUGGCAAGCAUUCUGAGCCUGAUCCCAUCAUGGGCCUUCUACAGCAGCAUGUUUCAGAAGAUGCUCCUGACUCGCUACAUGGACUACCUCAAGCAGAAUGCCAACAUCAGAUAG